Messenger RNA from Meleagris gallopavo (turkey), 6460 nucleotides. RefSeq names its product ras responsive element binding protein 1 (gene RREB1). The record is from RefSeq and is a predicted model, not a curated record. Gene Ontology annotation, molecular function: RNA polymerase II cis-regulatory region sequence-specific DNA binding; DNA-binding transcription activator activity, RNA polymerase II-specific. Lineage: Eukaryota; Metazoa; Chordata; Aves; Galliformes; Phasianidae. Gene Ontology annotation, cellular component: nucleus. Gene Ontology annotation, biological process: regulation of transcription by RNA polymerase II.
CCAUAGGCUGCCCUGUACUGGUGCUCCAGCAGUGGUGACAGUGAGGUGACGCUGCCAGUAUAUUUCUCUACCGCUGGGGUGCCGAGUCAGCACCAACACUUCAGUAGCAAGGGCACAGUUGAUAUUAAAAAGUGCUAGAGGGUGCUACUGAAGAAGAGGCUGAAGAGCCUGAUGCUACUAAGCCUGCUACACUAAGUGAGGAGACCAGCAAGCAAGAAGAGAGCCACAGUCAAUCAGGGAAUAGCAAUGAAGAGAAGCAGCUGGAAACCUUAAACAGUUACAAGGUGUCACCAAGUUCACCAAACAGUUCGGACGGAGCAGACUUGUCCUCCAUUGAUGCCAUGAUGUCAGCAGUAAUGAAUGUGGGGAAGAUAGCUGAAAAUGGGGGGACCUCUCAGACUGUCAAAUCUCCCUCGAAGUCUCCUGCACCAAAUCGGAUUGGUAGGAGGAAUCAGGAAACAAAAGAAGAGAAGUCUUCCUAUACCUGUCCUCUGUGUGAAAAGAUUUGCACUACACAGCACCAGCUAACUAUGCACAUUCGUCAGCAUAACACUGACACUGGAGGGACAGACCAUUCCUGCAGCAUCUGUGGAAAGUCUCUGAGCUCAGCGAGCUCCCUUGAUCGCCACAUGCUGGUGCACUCAGGUGAAAGGCCUUAUAAAUGUUCAGUGUGUGGACAGUCCUUCACCACCAAUGGAAACAUGCACAGGCACAUGAAGAUUCAUGAGAAGGAUCCAAACAGCACGGCGAGCACAACUCCCCCGUCUCCGCUGAAGCGCAAGCGAUUGUCUUCAAAGCGGAAGUUCAGUCAAGAUGCCGAGAUGGACAGAGAGGAAAGGACACCUGCAAAAAAGGUUGUCGAGGAUGGUCAGUAUGGUGAAGGGGAUAGGAAAGAAGAUGACGCUUACCAUUGUCCAGUAUGUUUCAAAGACUUUUUUUGCAAGUAUGCGCUGGAGUCCCACAUGGAGACACAUCCAGAUAACUCACUGAGGUGUGACAUCUGUUGUAUUACCUUUCGUACUCAUCGGGGCUUACUGCGCCAUAAUGCAGUUAUCCAUAAGCAGCUUCCCAGAGAUCCCACUGGAAAGCCUUUCAUUCAGAACAACCCUUCAAUUCCAGCAGGCUUCCACGACUUGGGAUUCACAGACUUCUCCUGUAGGAAGUUUCCCCGCAUUUCUCAGGUCUGGUGUGAAACAAAUUUGCGAAGGUGCAUCAGUGAAUUCCAUCGGUUUAUUUGUGAGACGUGUAACAAGGCAUUCCCCAUGCUUUCAGCGCUCAAACUGCACACAGAAACUCACGUGAUGGAUCAGGGAAGAGACAAGCACAAGCUACAGUCCACAUCCCUACCCAGUGAGAACCCAGACCAGAAAGCCUUCAUGGCAUCCUUGGGCCUACAGUACACCAAAGACAUCAAACCUGUCAAGCAGGAGGACGAUACACAAGACGAGGUCCAAGAAAUGCGGCUCAGAGCACUGAAGAGUAACCUACCUCAGGAACCCGGCAGCACUGGCCUGCUCAGCCUCUCUCCUCUGGAAGCUGCCUCUAUGGGAGGGCCAUUUUCAGUCCUCCCACCUACGAAGGAGAACAUAAAGCUCCUCUCGCUGCAGCCUUUCCAGAAGGGUUUUAUCAUCCAGCCUGACAGCAGUAUUGUGGUAAAACCCAUCUCCAAUGAAUCUGCAAUUGAGUUGGCAGACAUUCAGCAGAUCUUGAAGAUGGCUUCUUCCGCUCCUCCUCAAAUCAGUCUUCCUCCACUUUCUAAGGCACCUUCUGUCCCCGUGCAGUCCAUUUUCAAGCAUAUGCCACCACUGAAGCCAAAGCCUUUGGUAACGCCCCGAACAGUUGUCGCAACUUCUACACCUCCUCCUCUUAUCAGUGCCCAGCAAGCCUCCCCCGGCUGCAUUAGCCCAAGCCUCCCACCACCUCCUCUAAGGCUGAUCAAGAACUCGGUGGAGACCUCCUCCAACUCUCACCUCUCCCAGCCAGGAGCCAAAUCAAGUCCUUCCUCGCAGUUGCUUCUCCAACCCAAAGUAGAGCCUUUAACUCAGCACGAGAUGAAGACACAACUGGAGCAGGACAGCAUUAUUGAAGCUCUCCUGCCUCUGAAUAUGGAAGCGAAGAUCAAGCAAGAGGUGACAGAAGGGGACCUCAAAGCCAUCAUUGCAGGGGCAGCAAACAAGAAAGCCCCAACAAUGAGGAAAGUCUUGUACCCCUGCCGUUUCUGUGACCAGGUGUUUGCCUUCUCUGGUGUCCUGAGAGCUCAUAUCCGUUCUCACUUGGGUAUUUCCCCAUACCAGUGUAACAUCUGUGACUACAUUGCAGCUGACAAGGCGGCGCUGAUCCGGCACCUGCGGACACACAGUGGGGAGAGGCCUUACAUUUGUAAAAUCUGCCACUACCCAUUCACAGUUAAAGCCAACUGUGAGAGGCACCUGCGAAAGAAGCACCUCAAAGUGACCAGGAAGGAUAUAGAGAAGAACAUUGAGUAUGUCACCAGCAAUGCUGCAGAAAUGGUGGAUGCCUUCUGUUCCCCAGACACUGUGUGCAAGUUGUGUGGUGAGGAUCUGAAGCAUUAUCGGGCCCUCCGCAUCCACAUGAGGACUCACAGUGGCUGCCAGAAGAAGAAGCCGUUUGAGUGCAAGGAGUGUGGCACAGCCUUUUCAGCCAAGAGGAACUGCAUUCACCAUAUCCUGAAGCAGCAUUUGCAUGUGCAGGAAAGGGAUAUUGAGAAUUACAUCCUGGUGGUGGACUGCAGCGCUCAGGAGAGCCAUGCAGAUGCUCCUUUAUUGGAAGACAGCACUUACAUGGACUGCAAGCCCAUCACACCUUUCCUAGAGCCACAGAAUGGCUUCUUGCCUGGGACACCAUCUCAUGUUCCCAUCAAACUUGAACCUACGGGCAACUUCCCGAUGGAUUUUGAUGAGCCAUUGGAUUUCUCUCAGAAGAGCAAAAACCUGAGUGCUGUGCAAGUGAAGCAGGAGAAUCUGUUUGUCUCUUCUCCCCUGUCCUUCUAUGACUGUUCCAUGGAGCCCAUUGAUCUGUCCAUCCCCAAAGUCCUGAAGAGGGAUAAUGAUAUCCCAGGUGAGGCCAGGAAUCAAGAGCUGGCUUCUUCUGUGAUCAUUGAUAAUGCCUAUAACUGUCAGCAGUGUCCUCUGGGCUUUGGUGCAAAUGGGAACUCAGAGAAAAACAGGGCUGUCGGACAUCCCCAGCCACUGAAGGGUUCAUUGCAUUUGACUGUCCCAAUCAUUUCCCCAGCUCUCCUUGGCAAUUCUGCCUUGCUGAGACCCUUGAGGCCUAAACCAUCACCGCAACCUCUCUUGCCAAAGCCUCCAGUAACUAAAGAGCUGCCACCGCUGGCUUCCAUUGCACAGAUCAUUUCAUCUGUGUCUUCUGCUCCUGCUUUGCUGAAAACGGAGGCUGCAGAUGCCAGUCCCAAGGCAGCGAGCAGCUCCACUGGGUGCGACAAAUCAGGGAAUGCCAAAGCAAAAAUGACAAUCGUGACCGCCAUUCAGAGAGACUCCAGCCUUCCCAGUGACCUGACUCAGGCCUGUGAUCCCGAGCCGUCUCCCAUUGCUGACACUGGGUUGACUAAGAAAAGGGGUAGAAAGAAAGGAACAAAAAACAAACCUAAACUGAGCAGUGGUGUGGAUCUGGAAUCAAGCGGGGAGUUUGCCAGCAUAGAGAAGAUGCUGGCUACUACAGACACUAAUAAAUUUAGCCCGUUUCUACAGUCCACUGACAAUUUCAAAGAAGAAAGUGGCCAAAAUGGAACAAGUGAGGAUGAGAAGGAAACUGCUGAAGAUAAGCUGCUGAGAGGAAAGAGGAACACUUACUCAGACUGCCCACAAAAAAUCUCCUGUCCUUACUGUCCUCGAGCCUUUUCGUGGGCAAGUUCCCUACAGCGGCACAUGCUCACUCACACAGACAGUCAGGCUGAUGCGGAGGCACCUGCUACAGGGAGUGAAGUCUUGGACCUGACAUCUUGUGAGAAGGAGCAGCCAGAGGAAGUCAACGAGCUACCAGGGAGUGAGUGCAGCCCCAAGGAGGAGCCAAAGGCUGAUUCUCCACCAGCAGAAGAGGAUGCCGAAGGAAAAGCUGAUGAAUAUGAAGAGGGCCCUGAGGAAGAUUCUGUAAGUAACAAAAGUCUUGACCUCAAUUUUGCCAGCAAAUUAAUGGACUUCAAGCUGGCAGAGAAUGACCAGAAUGCAGGCAGCAAUUCUCAGACUGAAAGGAAACAUGCCUGUGAUGUUUGUGGCAAAACCUUCAAGUUUGCUGGCACUCUUAGCCGUCACAAAAAGGCCCACAUUCGUGAGGACAGAAAAGAUGAAAGGAGCAGUGAGGAUGAAAGCAAAAGCAUCCAGGAUGAUGCAGGAGCUCCCUCGAUGCAGGACUCCAGUCUUGAGCAGGAAGAGUCUCCGAUGGACUUGAAGGUAGUGGAGUCUCCUCUGGACUGUGAGGCGACAGGAAAGGAGAAUGAAGAGAGCGAAAGCAUCUCUGAGGGGGAAGGCACAGAGAGAAAGUCCACUGAGAAGAGCAGUGAUGACAAAAUACCAAAGACUGAUGAGGCUAAGAGUACUGCAAAAGCAGACAAAAGAAAGAAAGUCUGUACUGUGUGCAACAAGCGUUUCUGGUCUCUGCAAGAUUUGACGCGACAUAUGCGGUCUCAUACAGGCGAGAGACCGUACAAAUGUCAAACCUGUGAACGGACCUUCACUCUGAAGCACAGCCUGGUUCGUCACCAGCGCAUACACCAGAAAGUCAAAAAUACUCGAAACCACGGGAAGGAGAGCGACAAGGAGGAGACCCAGUCGAGGUGUGGGGAAGACAGCGAAAAUGAGUCUAGCCACAGUGGCACCAACCCCAUCUCAGAAAAUGAGUGCGACUCUGCGGGGGUUGUUGGCAGCCACCCAUCCGGCACCAGAAGCCGAAAGGAGUCCCUGGUCGGCGCGACCAAGGACGUGCUCUGCGAAGAGGAGAGGCCAAACGGGCAAGGAGCCGGUGCCAGCCUUGUGGAGCCCGCCAAGAGUGCACAGAAGCAGCCCGCAAAAGACCAGGAGCCUCGGGGUAGCUCUGAGCUAGAGAGACCAUCAGGUUUCAUUCAAGACUUGCUGGAGAUGCACAACAAAAAAUCUCCCAUGAAUCACAUUCUUGCCUCUGCAGACAGCACGCCUCAGCUCUUGGGGGUAGAAUGACUUGCGAGGAGGCUGGGCCCAUCCCAGCACACAAACUGAAGCCAGCAGAGCAAGGUUUCCAGGGUCUCGUUUCAGAAGAGUGACCUACAGCUGUGGGGAGAGUAUGGCAGACUGGAUGCAGUGCCAUAUGCCUUUCAGUAUAAUAAUGCAAGAGACUACAGUAUAUACUGAUUUGAGUGCCUUACUACUUUAUUAGAUCUUUUGGUAUCAUAGAUUUUUUUUUUUUUUUCAAAAAUGAUUUUUUUUUAAUAUUUUAAUGAAUUAUUUGGAGAGGACCUUUUUCAUUUAAGCAUUAAUGUUACCUUUUGUAUUGGUGUGUGUGAGCUUGGUCUUGUAUAUCUGAUAGUCUCUGUGUUUGUUCUCUGAGCUGGAAACGGGGCAGUGGGGUGGGAGGCCCUUGGAUACCACAGCCAAUAACUGGAAGCAAUUUAUGUGAAUUUCAUAUGGAACAGUCAGAGGAAACGCAGACGAGAUGUCGGUUGCUGUUUUCUCAGUAGAUGUUCUCGCAUUUGCCACACGGUGGAGCAUUAAGCCUAUUCCAGGCAUUAGCAGCGUGGCAGCCGAAGGUGUUCGAAGUGGUUGGAGCCAAAAGCAGGAAGCGCAAAGAAUUUCAACCUCAUACUUGUUUCCACUUUUCAGCGUUAGAAAUGGUGUUCUAGAUACUAGGGUUUUUCUUCUGGCCGUCGUGGACUGAGUGCGUAUACAGAGAAGAGUUACAUAGCAACGUAACCUAUGGAAAUUAUGCACCCGCUGUUAUAUAUGUUUGAUUUGCUUCAGUAUAUUAUUAUUAUUAUUUUAUAAUUAUUUUAUAAAUUCAUCAGUUUGCUUGUCUCUGCAGUCAGCAGAAACCAAUGGGCAAUAUUUGCCCACGCAGACGUAUAACGCAGCUUGGAUCCCCUCUUUACAUGUUUUGACUUCAAGCUUUCACCAACUCCUCCUCCUAUGUUGCAGCUCUUCUACUGUACUUUAAUCGAAACCCUUCCUCUGACCGGAGAGUCAAUCAGAGGCCAGCAGGUUGUCAUCACAGCCGUGCAGGGGACGCCCCGCUGCUCGUGGUGCACGUGCCCAAGGACGGCCAUCUCCGUGCCGUCACCCGGCGGCAGCACGCCUUCCUUCGGAGCCAAGUGACUCAGUCUUCCAGUCGAAAGCGAGCAAGAGAGAAAUGCGAGCCUUACCAUCGUCUUGCUACUUACCGUCAUGUUCUGGAGCAAGAAAAUACUACUGGUGAUAAAACUACAGAUAAAAGACAUGUUAAAAAAUAAAUUAAUUAA